AAAUAGAUAAAAAAAAUAUAGGAAUUAAGGUAAAAGGUUUCCAUUUUGUUACAAGAGAAGAUCCAGUAGUAUUUUGUGAGAGUCUUUUUUACAGAUAGAUCAGACACUUAACAUACAUACAUGAUACACAUAUAUAGUCACCCACUUUUUUGUUGAAGAAUUUUCCAGUACCUAUUCUUAGCUCUCUAGGAGUCUCUCCUUCUUCAUCAUCCAAUUAAAUAUCAUCUCUCUUUACCCUACUCUGUGAAAAAAAUAAAAAAAUUCCCAGAAAAAAAAUAAAAUUUUGGAAAGUAAUUGUGUCUGUUUGUGUAUAAGUAAGAGAUAGAUAGAGAGAGAAAGAGUAACAAGAGGAAGAACUAAAACUAGAAGAGAAGGUGUUCUUCUUGUUGUUGGGUACGAGCUAGUGAGAGUGAGGUGAGCUGGUUAUUAGAGAGAGGGAAAAUGGGUAGAGGAAGAGUGGAACUAAAGAGAAUAGAGAAUAAGAUUAAUAGACAAGUAACAUUCUCAAAGAGAAGAAAUGGUUUACUUAAAAAAGCUUAUGAACUUUCUGUUCUAUGUGAUGCUGAAGUUGGUUUGAUUAUCUUCUCUAGUCGUGGUAAACUCUAUGAGUUCGCUAGUGCCGGUAUGAACAGAACUCUUGAGCGAUAUCAGCAUUGUUGUUACACUCCUCAAGACAGCUCUACUGCCGAGCGCGAAACCCAGAGCUGGUACCAAGAAGUGUCAAAGUUGAAGGCAAAAUAUGAAUCCCUACAGCGCUCACAAAGGCAUUUGCUUGGAGAAGAUCUUGGACCUCUUAGUGUGAAAGAGUUGCAGAGUCUUGAGAAGCAACUCGAAGGAGCUCUUGCCCAAGCUAGGCAAAGAAAGACUCAAAUAAUGAUGGAACAGAUGGAAGAGCUCCGCAGAAAGGAACGACACCUUGGAGAUAUAAACAAGCAGCUGAAAAAUAAGCUUGAAACCGAAGGCCAAGGAUCAUUGAGAGCAAUUCAGGCAUCAUGGGAAUCUAGUGCAAUGGUUGCUAACAAUAACUAUUCUGUUCAUCCAUCUCAAUCUAAUUCCAUGGAUUGUGAACCCACUUUGCAGAUAGGGUACCACAACUAUGUCCAACAACACCAGCAACAACAACAGGAAGAAGCAAACCUUGCUAGGAAUGUUGGGAAUAGCAGUGAGAAUAACUUCAUCCAGGGAUGGGCCCUCUGAUGCCCAUCCUAAUGAUAAGCUUCAACCCCCUUCCCCCCAAAAAAAAUAUAGCGUCAUAUAUAGCUAAUAAUUUUAUUUUAUAUCUUUCAUGAUUUUUAAUGGUUAAAGUACAAUAUGUUAUAUGAGAAUGACAAACCUACGGUACAUUUGAUUAACUAUUCACAGGGUUUUUAAUUGCAAAUAUUGAUACUCAAAUCAGUCAUUUAUUAUUUUUGAGUA
Papaver somniferum (opium poppy) is the source of this 1416-nucleotide messenger RNA. Its product is annotated as MADS-box transcription factor 6-like. Gene Ontology annotation, cellular component: nucleus. Bases 442 to 1197 code for a protein of 251 amino acids. Gene Ontology annotation, molecular function: protein dimerization activity; RNA polymerase II cis-regulatory region sequence-specific DNA binding; DNA-binding transcription factor activity, RNA polymerase II-specific. NCBI's taxonomy places the organism in Eukaryota, Viridiplantae, Streptophyta, Magnoliopsida, Ranunculales, Papaveraceae. The record is from RefSeq and is a predicted model, not a curated record. Gene Ontology annotation, biological process: positive regulation of transcription by RNA polymerase II. The transcript has 8 exons.